GUGUUCCUCCAGCUCCACACUGUGUUAUCUCUGACUCCAGCAUCGGCAGUUCUUACUAUCUCUUCGGUUACGGAGGCUUUAAGACUCCGGAUUCUCCCUCCCUAGCUGAUAGUGAAGACGGUUUUGAAACAAGAUAUUAAACAUCCUGAAAGUCCAGAUUCAACAGCUGGAUUAACUGUAAACCACAAAACCCAUUACGCACAUCCUCAAGACGCCAUCUUAGACACUCCGGGCGUUCAUGCAAGUAACGUGACUUGAUUUGUUUCUCUCGAUGGAGACUAUGCAGCACAGUGAAGAGAUGUUGAGGACUGCACUAAUAUCUAACCAUAAAGAUGUGAUUGACCUGUAUCAGAAAUUCAGUCCAAGGGUGAAACGCCUACUGGAAGAAGCUUUUCGGCCAGAUAGCACCCUUUUUAAACCCAUUGUGUUACAUUCGAAGUCUGACUGGAUCCUUAGCCACCCGGAGCCAAAGCAAGAUUUCUAUGCAUUUUACAGUAGUCCGCACAGGAAAUCACCAGUUCCUGGGAGAAACAUUAUUUACAUUCAGACCAUUGGUUCAUUUGGUGAUUCACAGACAACUACUGAGACAUACAUACACUGGUUAAAGGAAUACUGUGAGACAUUUUUCUAUGGUCUGAAGAUCAAAUUUUUGGAUCCUGUUUCAGUAUCCCAAAUUGGUUGUGUGUUCCGUGUCAAUACAUAUUCGCACAAUCUGCAGAUACGUGCAGGUAGUAUUCUUAAGUACCUGCAGAAGAAAAAACCUCAAGAUGCUUUCUGUAUUGUUGGAAUUACAAUGAUUGACCUUUAUCCUGAAGAUUCCUGGAAUUUUGUGUUUGGACAGGCAUCUCUUACAGAAGGAAUGGGUGUUUUUAGCUUUGCUAGAUAUGAUGAUGGCUUUUACACCACGAACUAUAAGGGAAAGUUGAAGAAAAAGAAACAUCUGGCUCCUGAUGAUUAUUCUGUCUUUGAUGGAUACUACACACCACCUAUUACAAGCAAGUUGCUGCUGCGAUCAUGCAAGACUCUAACUCAUGAAAUUGGACAUAUUUUUGGCAUGCAUCACUGCCAAUGGUUGCAAUGUGUAAUGCAAGGUUCCAACCAUUUAGAAGAAUCUGACCGACGGCCAAUUGAUCUUUGCCCUAUUUGCCUAAGAAAGCUGCAGUACACCAUUAACUUUGACGUUAAAGAGAGAUAUAAGGCCAUGUUGACAUGGAUUGAGGACAAUUCUGAUCCUGAGAUUUUGGUUAGAACGGUGCAGGCAUCUCAUAAACCCAUGGAAGCAUUCAAAGAAUGGAAAGAAUGGUUGCUGCGGUGUCUGCAAUUUUUGGAGAAGUGAAUUUUAAUAAAUGCAAGUUGCUGAAGGCAA
This is a messenger RNA of Rhincodon typus (whale shark), 1366 nucleotides long. It is a transcript of the gene amz2, whose product is annotated as archaemetzincin-2. The coding region runs from base 272 to 1336 and encodes 354 amino acids. The transcript is spliced from 7 exons. NCBI's taxonomy places the organism in Eukaryota, Metazoa, Chordata, Chondrichthyes, Orectolobiformes, Rhincodontidae. The record is from RefSeq and is a predicted model, not a curated record. Gene Ontology annotation, biological process: proteolysis. Gene Ontology annotation, molecular function: metallopeptidase activity.